Messenger RNA from Priapulus caudatus, 1341 nucleotides. RefSeq names its product solute carrier family 23 member 2-like. The record is from RefSeq and is a predicted model, not a curated record. Gene Ontology annotation, molecular function: transmembrane transporter activity. The transcript has 9 exons. Bases 1 to 1341 code for a protein of 446 amino acids. Gene Ontology annotation, biological process: transmembrane transport. Gene Ontology annotation, cellular component: membrane. NCBI's taxonomy places the organism in Eukaryota, Metazoa, Priapulida, Priapulimorpha, Priapulimorphida, Priapulidae.
AUGCAUGACGAUGAUGACUUCACAUCCGAAAGUAGCUUAGUAUAUCGAUACUGUGAUGAUCCUCCCUGGUACCUGGCCGUGGUCUUUGGAUUACAGCAUCUCCUGGUGACGAUCGGCGGCGUCUACCUGUCGUCGUUAACGCUGUCGCGAUCCCUGUGCGCUGACGAUGACGACAUCCGCGUGCGAGUGGAGCUCUUCGGAAACAUGGCGUUUGUCGCCGGCAUCGCUACGGUGGCGCAGGUGGUGCUCGGCAUAAGGCUUCCUAUAAUGAUGGCUCCAGCGACAGGCUUCGUCCUACCUAUUGUCGCUCUCACUUCGUUAGGAACAUGGGAGUGUCCUAAUAACGCAUCAGAUAUAUUAAAGAUGGAAACGUUCAACCACACGUUUGAAAACAGCAGCGUUAAUGAGGAUUCAAGUGUUUGGAAAACACGGAUAAGAGAGUUGCAGGGCGGCGUGAUGCUGGCAUCCAUUACGCAGGUUGUGGUCGGCGCCUCUGGACUGUUUGGCUUCCUGCUUCCGCGCAUCCGACCGCUGACCGUCGCUCCCACGGUUUUAUUUGGCAUGGUCAUCGUCUGGGUGUUGUGUGUGAUACUGACGGAGACCGAAGCAUUGCCUACGGACACGGCUUCACCAGCGCAAUACGCGGAUCCCGCCUACAGUGAGUGGGCACACAACAGCAAGUGGUUCCACUUACCAUACCCAGGUCAGUACGGCACGCCGACGGUCAGCUCUGUCACCUACGCCGGCUUCGUGCUGUCCACGCUCGUAUCGAUCGUCAACAGCCUCGCCUGCUACCACGCCGUCGCCAGGGUAACGCACGUGCCGCCGCCGCCGGCACACGCCGUCAACCGUGCCAUCAUCAUGGAGGGUCUGUCCGGCAUCCUCGGCGGUUCUAUCACCGGCCUGCCGCUCACCACGCACCCGCCUAACAUCGGAGUGAUUGGAAUCACCCAGAAUGCCAGCCGCUCGGUCGCCGUCGUCGGCGGUCUGCUGCUUUGUUUCUGCGGUCUCUUCAGCCGCUUUUCGUCCAUCCUCGCGGUACAGCCACGCCCCGUCAUCGGCGGCGCCAUCUUGGUCAACGCGUGCGUCAUCUUCUCGUCGGCCGUCGCCUACGCGGCCGACGUCGAUCUGCGCACGCCGCGGGCGACGACCGUGCUCGGCGUCGCCGUCAUGAUGGGCUCCGUGCUUCCUGAUUGGUCGGCGCGAAAUAGCGAUCGCUUGCAGACGGGAAACCAGCAGCUGGACAGUGCCCUGCUGGCCGCGCUCUCAUGCGGCCCGCUGAUCGGCGCCACCGUCGGUUUCCUCAUGGACCUGACGGUUCCAGGUAGUUAUCCCUCGUAG